AUGACGUUACUUUCACUCAUUCCUACUGUGCUCCCGCAAGUGAUCCUGAUUAUGGCGGCAAUAACUUGCUUGCUAUUCUACCUGUUUCUGCAGCCUCCAAAAGAGCCUAAACAUAUCCCAGCAGUUCCUUUCUGGGUUUCGCUGCUACCACUGUUCAGAGAUGUCGAUCAGCAAGUUAUCUACAACACAUACGUUCGCGACCUGCUACAUCAGCAUGGAGCAAUAAAGAUAUUUUUCGGCUCGCAGUGGAACGUUCUGGUCGAAAGACCGGCCUUCUUAGCACAUGUCUUCAAGAACGAAGACCAAUACCAGAAGAGUGGCAAUCAGAAGAAGAUUCCAGGCAGCGUGCUCGCCAACUUCUUGGGCGAUAACAUCAUCUCAAGUCAUGGAGAAGUGUGGAGGCUUUAUCAAGAGAUCAUGAAACCUGGACUUCAGGAAGGAUGGUCCAUGGAUCCCAUCUACGAGAACGCUUCCUCGCUAUUGGAAAAUUUCAAGCAGACUCAAAGACCGCUGUCCGUCCAAGAACCACUGCAGAGGUACACGAUCGCAAACCUGGUACGAGGGCUCAUGCACCUCGACUUUGACAUGAAUCACGAAAAAGUCGUCCGACUUAGUCAGAUGCAGAGCAAAGUCAAGGGGCAGAUCUUUCGCCCUGUUUUCAUGAGUUUCCCCUCUCUCGACAAAUGUGGGUUUCCAAGCCGAGAGAAAGCACGCCGGGACGCUGCUCGAUUUACGGACCAUCUCGUGUGUAUGUUGGCUGAAACGUGGCUCGAGAGGUCGGACGAGAACCGCCCAGAGGAGAAAGGACACAAGGACGUUGGGUGUCGACUUGUCCAUGCUUGGAAACAACAGCGAAUCACCCAUCAACAGCUUCGAGACAAUGUGACUGUUCUCUUUGUGGCCGGGCAAGAAAAUCCUCAGCUCGCAAUCCUAUCUGCUCUAUAUUUACUUGCCAAACAACCCGAAAUUCAGGAACGACUACACUCAGAAGUUAUGACUGCAGGAAAUAACAGACCCGACGAAGAGCAGCUCAGGAACAUGCCGUAUCUGACGGCUUGCGUCUAUGAGAGCCUGCGGCUUUUGCCACCAAUCGGUCAGCUCAUCAAUCGACUGGCCACGACGCCAUUUGUGCUGGGCGAGGACACUGUGGUCCCUCAAGGAAUGUAUCUUGGUUACAAUGCCUAUGCGACCAACCGAAAUCCAGUGACUUGGGGUCCGAACGCAGAAGAGUUUCUGCCCAAUCGAUGGGGUGACACCGCGGAUGAUGUACAAAAGUCCUAUCGACGACGCAGGGCUCGAGCAGAAUUCAUCACUUUUCAUGGUGGACGGCGAGCAUGUUUAGGCGAGCGAUUUGCGGUGUUGCAGCUCAAGGUGACAUUGUACACAUUAGUGCGGCAUCUUCGGUGGGAACUUGAUCCCCUAUGGCCCGAUCGUAUGACACCGGCCGGGCCUCUUGCCCCGAGAGGGCUUAGGCUGAAGUUUGAGCAUAGACGCCAGUGA
This is a messenger RNA of Cercospora beticola, 1500 nucleotides long. Its product is annotated as cytochrome P450. Gene Ontology annotation, molecular function: iron ion binding; heme binding; monooxygenase activity. Lineage: Eukaryota; Fungi; Ascomycota; Dothideomycetes; Mycosphaerellales; Mycosphaerellaceae. The record is from RefSeq and is a predicted model, not a curated record.